AUGCAACGGCUAGUUCAGCACACGAUUUUCAUUCUACUGCUAUAUAAAUGGCGCACCAGUACAGCAUCAUCAUCAUCACCGGAGAUAGCACAGAAGAAUUGUACAUCGCUCUGCGGAGGUGUUCAGAUCCCAUACCCUUUUGGGAUUGGACCUAACAACCAUUGUUACUUUGACGGGUGGUUUGAAAUAGAAUGCAGGAACUCCAUAGAUUUCCAGUUUUUCAACAGUUCUGUUCCAGAGACGCCGUUCUUGAGGCGUCUACAACUGGAGGUGCUGAGUAUUUCCAUCGUAAACGCAACGCUUCAGGUUCUGAGCCCUGUUACUUUCUUUAGUUGCAAGAGGAAGAAAUCUCCGCCCGCACCAAAUCUGACGGCAAGCCCUUUCUCAUACGCCACUGAUGAUCACAACACUUUCUUUGCAGUCAGUUGUGGCUUAUUUGCUUCAAUGCGCACAGCCGGACCUCCAAACCAUACUGUUGCUGGGUGCGCAUCAACCUGUUCUUCAACCACACCCCUCACUAAUGAAUCCUGUGGAUACGGUAUCAACUGUUGCCGGACUACCCUAUCUCAAUACGUCACUAGUUUCAGUGUCAUGCAAGAACAAGAUGAAACAAGAAGAAAUGCGAUGGAUUGCAAGGACUAUGCAUUCCUGGUUGACCAGAAGUGGUAUGAUACUCAUAUACCAAACGUUAGCUAUGUGAAGGAUAUGGAAUUCGUUCCUGUUGAGUUAGACUGGAGCUUAAGCUUGGAAAAGAAUAAGUCAUUGAUCAAAUCAUUUGAGGCAUUCAACAUGACUGACUGGAGGAACCUAACUGACUCGAGACCCUUAUGCGAGAGAGUUGAUCCUGAUCCGCUUUUCAAUCGAACAUGGUAUUCAUGUACAUGUCCAGAAGGCUUUGAAGGAAAUCCCUACCUUCUCCAACCUUGUCGAGAUAUUGAUGAAUGCAAAGAUAAUAAUCCGUGCGUGGGUCUUGAUCUUCAUACUACUACUACUUGGAAUAUUAGUAAUGCCAAAUGCAACAAUACUGUUGGGGGUCAUACUUGUUACUCCACUAGAACAGGGGAAACCUGCGAAUUGUUUGCCUUUGGGGUUGCUAAGUGCUACUCAAAAAACAGGCCUCAUUCUCAGCUCAAGCCAAUUCUCUCUGGUCUUGGCGCUGGUAUCGGAUUAUUGUUAUUGCUUAGUGGUGCAUGGUGGAUAUAUAAGUUUGCAAAGAAAUGGAACAACAAUAAACUUAAGCAGAUGUUUUACAAACGAAAUGGUGGAUUAUUGUUGGAACAACAAUUAUCGUCAGGUGACAUUAACAUCGAGAGAAUUAAAUUGUUCGAAUCCAAGGAGUUGCAGAGGUCUACUGACAAUUUUAACGCUGAAAGAAUUAUUGGUCAAGGAGGGCAAGGUACCGUUUAUAAAGGCAUGUUGAUGGAUGGAAGAAUUGUGGCAGUUAAAAAGUCUAAAAUGGUAGAUGAAGCAAAGCUUUCAGAAUUCAUCAAUGAGGUUGUCAUCCUUUCUCAAAUCAACCACAGAAAUAUUGUUCAACUGUUGGGUUGUUGUUUGGAGACGGAAGUUCCUCUUCUGGUUUAUGAAUUUAUACCCAAUGGAAACUUAUCUCAGUAUAUUCAUGAGCAGAGUGAAGAAUUUCCACUUACAUGGGAGAUUCGUUUACGAAUUGCUACAGAAAUUGCAGGAGCUCUAGCCUACUUACAUACUUCAACUUUGUUUCCGAUUUUUCAUAGAGACAUCAAGUCCACGAACAUACUUCUAGAUGACAAGUACAGAGCAAAAAUUGCCGACUUUGGAACUUCAAGAUUAGUUGCCAUUGACCAAACUCACCUGACCACAAGAGUACAUGGCACAUUUGGUUAUUUGGAUCCUGAAUACUACCAGACAAGCCAGUUUACAGAGAAAAGCGACGUCUACAGCUUCGGAGUGGUGCUUGUUGAGCUCUUGACCGGAAAGAAACCGGUAACAAGGUCAGACGAAGAUGAAAUGUACAAAAGUCUUGCCUCAUAUUUCAUAGUCUCAAUGCAGGAAGAUUCUCUAUUUGACAUUCUUGAUGCUCGAGUAGUGAACGAAGGCUCUAAAGAUGGAAUAUUGCGAGUCGCUAAUCUUGCAAGGAGAUGCUUGGGUUUGAAUGGAAGAAAACGCCCCACAAUGAGAGAGGUCACUACAGAAUUAGAGGUCAUCCAAUUAUCUGAGAAACCUACCGGAGCUCAAGAAAACUGUGAAAGCCUUGAAGUUGAACAAGAUUAUCAAAUUGAGCAGUGGGAUGACGUUUUUUCUGGCUCAACUACAAUGUCCACUUGGAAAGGUGCUCCGAGUACAUCAUCAGUUGAACUUCGACGAUUGUUUGAGAAGACAUGUUGA
Messenger RNA from Fragaria vesca subsp. vesca, 2364 nucleotides. RefSeq names its product putative wall-associated receptor kinase-like 13-like. The transcript has 3 exons. Gene Ontology annotation, cellular component: plasma membrane. The record is from RefSeq and is a predicted model, not a curated record. Lineage: Eukaryota; Viridiplantae; Streptophyta; Magnoliopsida; Rosales; Rosaceae. The coding region runs from base 1 to 2364 and encodes 787 amino acids. Gene Ontology annotation, molecular function: protein serine/threonine kinase activity; ATP binding; polysaccharide binding. Gene Ontology annotation, biological process: protein phosphorylation; cell surface receptor signaling pathway.